Molecule: messenger RNA, 1804 nt
Organism: Vigna radiata var. radiata (mung bean)
Lineage: Eukaryota; Viridiplantae; Streptophyta; Magnoliopsida; Fabales; Fabaceae
Exons: 6
Coding region: 1-1524 (507 amino acids)
Biological process (GO): mitotic cell cycle phase transition; regulation of cyclin-dependent protein serine/threonine kinase activity
Cellular component (GO): cyclin-dependent protein kinase holoenzyme complex; nucleus; cytoplasm
Molecular function (GO): cyclin-dependent protein serine/threonine kinase regulator activity
Source: RefSeq, a predicted model, not a curated record
AUGGAUUCCGAUACCGAGUUCUCCAGGCUUUCUACAAGAGACCUGGAAACCAUAAGUGAUUACUUCAAAAUCGAGCACGAAUUCAUGGCUCCUAGGUCGUUUUACUCAUUAUCAUCCAACUGUGAGAAUCGGAUGCAGGCGGUUUCGAUAAUAGCUAAGGUCGCUGCCACUGAACCUUUGGAUGCGUACAUUCCAUAUGUUGCAGUGAAUUACUUCGAUCGCUUUGUUUCAACGAAUUCCCUUACAGAAUUAGAAGGGUCUUCUUUACUUGAUAAAGUUCGUUUGGUUGCAAUAUCUUGCUACACACUUUCCGCCAAGAUGAGGACAAAGCAUUUCCUACAUAAGCAAUUUCUGACGAGAAAAGAAGCUGUUUACAAAACCGACAUCGUAAUGAGAAUGGAAUUUCGCAUUCUCAGCGGACUUGACUGGCGAAUGCGAUCUAUAACUCCCUUUCACUUCCUGGACUACUAUUAUCCCACCUUCAAAAGAGUAGGUGGUUUUAAACGCCAAUCCAUUAAUGAGAUCAUAGUCCAGUCUCAAGGAGAGGUCUACUUCGCUCAAUUCAAACCUUCUGAAAUAGCAUUGUCGGCUUUAGUGGCUGCUACUUACCUUGGCUAUUCCUCAAUAUUUACCUAUAUUGAGGGAUCAAUUCACCUUACGGAGAAUCAUAUUGCCUGUUAUCAAGAGAUGGUUAAUCUUUGUCGUAAUAGGAAAAUCAACAUACGUAAAAGUUCUGAAGAAGUUAUCUUUCCUGGUAUUCCCUCCUCAUCGACAACGGAAUCAGAAGAAGGAUUAGGAAAAGCAGCUGAAUUACAAGUACAAAAACAAAGACGGAGCUCGCCGAUUCCCAUUUUGAACACGGUGUUGGAAAAUGAUGAAGAAGAAGAAGAAGAUGUAGCACUGUUAAACCUCCGAAAACCGAAUAGGAACGAGGAAGCGGUGGAGGCACCUAAAGAAGUUGCAGAAGGUAAGAGCGAGGCUGAGAAACUACAAGAGGUGAAGGAAAGUGAAGCGAGAGUAGCAGGUAUAUCUGAAGAGAAAGAAGUAGAAUCUGGGACCGGAGCAAAACAGGACAAGGGCAAAGGGAAAUCUGAAGAAAUGGUAGAAGCUGAGAGCGGAAAAAGAGAUGACGAGUCCAAGGGGCCCUGUGAUAAAAGAGCUGAGAGCAGCAGAGACAAGGGCAAGGCUGUAGAAGAAGCAAGCGAGACUGUAGAAGAAGAAAGCGAGGAUUGGUUGCGAAAAAGAAAGAUAAAGGGCAAAGACAAGGUUGUAGAUGAAACAAUAUUGAGAUCAGAAACAAUAUUGAGAUCAGAGACAGGUGUAGAGGGUGCACCAUUGACGACAAUGAACUUUCAGAUGAAGUGGCCUGUUAUUGUGCGGCCAGGUGAGAAAGUUGACAACAUAGAUCCUAGCCUACAUAUAGAUGAAUCCAGCACGGCAACCACUCGAUGUCCUAGAACAAUAAGAGGGAGCGACUUCGUUCUACCUCUACUUUCCGACCGUUGUCGGUGCAAAAUCAUGUAGAAGAGCAAAAAAUAAAUUCUACAGCUAAAUAAAAAAAGUGAAGAUAAGACACUCAACACAACUGCUGUCAAGUAAGUAUUUUGACGUACUUAGGUCUAGAUUAGGAAACUGUUUGCGGAUUGUGCAAUAUUUUGAUUGUUCUGUGUGCUGAUUCUGAUUAUAGGGCGGCAUUACACAGCAAGCGGUUCCCAGGAUUAUGUUUAAUUCUCCAUAAUUGAUUUUCCAAAGAUACUAUGACCAUUGUUUUCUGGUCCUUAAAAACCGUAUAACCCUCUUCUAU